AUGGGUGUGCAAGGUGUUUUAGAUGAAGGUAUGCAGGGACCCGGGCUCCGAGAUAGAAGACUUUCGAAGAGUUCUUUCAUUAAUCCGGUGGGGGCAAUUAGUGGGAAGAUGUUGAAUCUCCUGGGUCUUUACGGAGUAGUAGUUUCAUUUUGUUCCCAGUGCAUCCUGGUGGUUGUGAGCAACGGCCAGCGGGUGUGUAAGAUUGGUGAGAUUCUUGAGCAAGUAGUAAGAAAGGUCUACGAACGACCGAUUACUUACUUCAUUCCACGUAGAGCCAAGCCAAGGUAA
Molecule: messenger RNA, 288 nt
Organism: Sclerotinia sclerotiorum 1980 UF-70
Lineage: Eukaryota; Fungi; Ascomycota; Leotiomycetes; Helotiales; Sclerotiniaceae
Exons: 3
Coding region: 1-288 (95 amino acids)
Source: RefSeq, a predicted model, not a curated record